This is a messenger RNA of Periophthalmus magnuspinnatus, 2926 nucleotides long. It is a transcript of the gene cyp27c1, whose product is annotated as cytochrome P450 27C1. Gene Ontology annotation, cellular component: mitochondrial inner membrane. Gene Ontology annotation, molecular function: iron ion binding; heme binding; monooxygenase activity. Lineage: Eukaryota; Metazoa; Chordata; Actinopteri; Gobiiformes; Gobiidae. The coding region runs from base 219 to 1847 and encodes 542 amino acids. The transcript has 9 exons. The record is from RefSeq and is a predicted model, not a curated record. Gene Ontology annotation, biological process: cellular response to peptide hormone stimulus; C21-steroid hormone biosynthetic process; cortisol metabolic process.
AGGAACGCCCACUACCGAAAAGAGACUUAACCCUCCCAUUUUGGAAGUGGUCGUCCAAUCCCGUUCCCCUGCGAAUGAUUGUACAAGCCAUGGGUUUAAAAGAGAACCGCAGUCAAUGGAAAUCCAACAUUACGUUACAACACAGGAGGGGAUCACUCUGCACGUGCAUCUUCUAAUAAGCAAAUGUAAACUAGACUAAACGCGCACACAGAUACACAAUGGUUAGCCUCAAGCCUUUAACGACAGAAUGUUGGAGGAAUCUUCACGGCGCACGGCAGCUGUUGGUCAAUUUACGCGCUUUACACAAGUCCGCGACGAGCGAGGCUCUGGGGAUCUCCGCAGCUGGACAGGCGGACAUGCCCGAGAGGCUCCUUUCACCGAACACAGCCCGCGGCAGCAACGUGGAAAAGACUACCCUGAAGAGUCUGAAGGAGAUGCCUGGCCCCAGCACUUUGUCUAACCUAAUCGAGUUCUUCUGGAGGGAUGGUUUUGCCAGAAUACACGAAAUCCAGUUGGAGCACCAGAAGAAGUAUGGGAAAAUCUUCAAGUCUCGCUUUGGGCCACAGCUGGUGGUCUCAAUUGCGGACCGUGAACUGGUUGCCCAGGUUCUGAGGGCAGAGGGCGUGGCUCCACAGAGGGCCAACAUGGAGUCCUGGAAGGAGUACAGAGUCAUGAGAGGCCACUCAACUGGACUGAUCUCGGCUGAGGGGGAGGACUGGCUGAAGAUGCGCAGUGUCCUUAGGCAACUCAUAAUGCGACCACGGGAUGUAGCAGUUUUUUCUGAUGAUGUGAACAGUGUUGUGGAUGAUUUGAUUAAGAGACUUGACAUUCUGUGCUCUCAGCAGCCUGAUGGAACCACUGUCUUAAAUGUGAAUGAUCUGUUCUUUAAAUACGCCAUGGAAGGUGUGGCAGUUAUUUUGUACGAGUGUCGACUUGGCUGUCUGCAAAAUGAGAUUCCAAAAGAAACACAAGAUUACAUAAGUGCACUACACCUCAUGUUCAGCACUUUCAAGACAACAAUGUAUGCUGGGGCGAUUCCCAAAUGGCUCAGACCAAUCAUUCCAAAACCGUGGGAGGAAUUCUGUCACUCCUGGGAUGGCCUUUUCAAAUUCAGCCACAUUCAUGUCAGUAAGAGGCUUUCCCAAAUCAAAGCCCAGCUGGAGCGCGGAGAGGAAGUUAAAGGAGGGAUGCUCACACAUUUGCUUGUCACAAAGGAGAUGACCAUGGAGGAGAUCUACGCCAAUGUGACAGAGAUGCUACUAGCUGGAGUUGACACGACGUCUUUCACCCUGUCUUGGGCCACUUAUUUAUUAGCACGUUAUCCACAUGUACAGCAACAGAUCCAUGCAGAAGUGGAGAAAACAUUAGGACCCAACACAGUGGCUUCAGCUGAUGAUGUCUCUCAACUGCCACUCAUCCGUGGUCUGGUCAAAGAGACACUCAGGCUUUUCCCAGUUCUCCCAGGCAAUGGUCGCAUUACUCAAGAAGACCUGGUGGUGGGCGGAUACUUCAUCCCUAAAGGGACACAGUUGGCCCUCUGUCAUUACUCAACAUCUCUGGAUGAGGAAAGCUUUGUGGAUGCUACAGACUUCAGACCAGUUCGCUGGGUAAGAAAAGACACAACGGACCAUGUCGACAAUUUUGGCUCCAUUCCUUUUGGCUAUGGCAUCAGAAGCUGCAUUGGCAGGAGAAUCGCAGAGUUGGAAAUGUACCUAGGUCUCACAAGGAUUAUUCAGAAGUUUCGCAUUGAGAUGUCACCGAAGACUGAUGAUGUCAAAGCCAAAACCCAUGGCUUGCUCUGCCCGGGUGCCCCCAUAAACCUAAAGUUUGUUGAGAGGGAAUAUUAGAUGGACACCUUUGUAUACAUUUGCUGUUAGUUGUGUUGAUAUAUUUUGAUAGAAUUGUUUUUUAGAUAUUUCAGUGCUGACUGAAGAGUUUUCUCAGCAGUAAAUUAUUUUAACCUCCCUUACUUUCUUAUAAGCUGGACUGAAAAGUGUAGCUUCUUUUGUAUGUAUAUUUGUACUAUUAGAUGAAGGCAAUUUUAUUCUUUCUUUGCAACUACCAUUAGUUAUAACUGAAAUAAGGAAUGGGCACAUCCUAGUCAAUCUAUAAUUAUUUUUUUUUUUUUAACCUUUUUCUUUAAAAAAAAAAACAGCCAGAAAAAGCAAAAAAAAACCAACAAAACUUCAUACACCGCUCAUACAUAUUUUCUAGAGAAUUUCCUCCAUUGGUGUAAACAGACUCUCAGAGGGUAUCAGCAAAUGUAUUAAAUGAAUGUAAUGUAUGUAUAUUUAUGAGCUUUUUCAUAUCCCUAAAAAGUUGUAUUAAGUUGCAUCUUAAGAUGUUUGAAGGAUAUAAAGUAACUUGAAAGUAAUAGAUACACAGAUAAGAUAAUUUAUAGUUUAUCUGUAGAAAUAACAAAUACAAAAUGUGGAUUUGCUUCACAAAUUUACCAGAAUCAGUGUUUCUCAAACUAUUCACAUCAUAUGGUGUCCAAUAAAAUCUAUAACUUUCAAAGUAUGACCACCAUAUUCAAUACUCAGCCCUCUAAAACAGAAAUACAAAUGGGUUAAACUCGGCCUAAAACUGAUCUAACGCCUAAAACCUGGCUUCUUUAUUCAAAACAAGGCCUAACUCAAAAGUGUGAAAAAAAAAACCAAGAAUAUAAAAGUUAAAAAAAUAAAUAAAUAAAAGCUUGUGCACCACCAGAGUUUGAGAAUCACCAAUCUAAAUCGAGGAAAGCCACAUCAUGAUGUAUAAUGUAUGUGUGAAAGGACUGUCGGAGAGAGGAGAAAGUACUUGGAUUAUGAGUUUAUGACAAUGAAGGAAAAUGUAAAUAGGUCUGCUGUAUUAGUACAGUAUUAUGUUGGCUAUCAUACACUUCGCUCCAGCAAAACCAUAAAACAAUAAAAGCGAUCAACCAAUU